This is a messenger RNA of Linum trigynum, 3426 nucleotides long. The record is from the annotation of a GenBank genome assembly. NCBI's taxonomy places the organism in Eukaryota, Viridiplantae, Streptophyta, Magnoliopsida, Malpighiales, Linaceae.
AUUUCACAAAGCCAAUAUCGAUCUAAAGUCACUUUAAAACCAUCCUUCCCAUCCCAUCAUCAUCAUCAUCAUGGCACAGGCGUUGCCACAGUAUGUGAUGCUGAAGAACAGAGACAACCUGCAAUUCCUGCGUUACACAGACGAAGACAUACAACAACAUGGUUUCCUCCAGUACACGGGGGAGACAGUGAUGAGCCCUCACGUCAGGUUCGAAGUCCAACAAUCCAGGAGCGGGGGAGGUUUGGUCCAUCUCAGGUGCGCCUACAACAACAAGUACUGGGUGCGAAGCUCUGAAACCGAGCUGUGGUUCGCCGCCGCGGCCGAUGCCUCUGAAGAGGAUCAAUCCAAGUGGUCAUGCACGCUCUUCAGGCCCGUCAUCGCCGGCGCCGUGAACAACGACCACGGCAGCCAGAACCUCCUCCUCCGCUUCCUCCACGUCCAGCUCAACCGGUACGUCAGCCUGAGCCAAUCCCCCGCGCCCAUGGCCAACUUCGCCGUGGCCGGAUCGUCUCCGUCCGACCCCACCAACUGGAGGGACAUGUGCGAGGUCCUCGAUUGUGAAUCCCUCCUCGUGCUGCCCUGGCACGUGGCGUUCAAGGGCGACAACGAGAGGUUUCUCCGCGCUCGCGUGAUCGAGAGGUUCAACUACCACGAGUUCGCGGGCACCACCAUCAGCGAGGCCCAGGCGGGGAACGAGGUGUUCCAGAGCCCGGACGGGAGCAUCCGCAUCCGGUCGAACCACUACGGCCGGUUCUGGAGGCGCAGCCCCAACUGGAUCUGGGGCGACUCCACGGACACCACGUCCAACAACCGAGACACCGUGUUCUGGCCCGUGAGGGCGCGCGGCCCCAACGUGGUCGCGCUGCGCAACGCGGGGAACGACCGGUUCUGCAGGCGCCUCACGACCGAAGGCAAAACUAACUGCCUCAACGCCGCGGACGAAACCCUAACGGCGUUGGGGAUGCUGGAGGUGGGGGAAUGGGUAAGGAAGAGGAGCAUCUCCGACGUCCAGUUCAACCUCCUGGACGCUCGCAUCUACAACCAGACCCCCCGAACCCUGGCCCGAACCGUCGUGAACAACGACUCCUCCCAAACCAACACGCCCGUUAUUAGGUUCCGGUACCGGAACACGAUAAGCCGGCACUGGCAGAGCACCGUGUCCUUUAGCUACGGGCUCUCCUCAAAGGUAUCAGCCGGCAUCCCGCUGUUCACGAACGCGUCACUUACGGUUCAGUGGGAGGCCUCGUCUGAAUACGCCUGGGGCCAAACCGUCGAGACCUCCGAAGAGCAGGAACAGGAAUACCCGGUCACGGUGGGUCCCUAUACCAGGGCGACCAUCACUUUUCAGGCAACGGAAGGGUUUUGCGACGUCCCUUUCUCCUACACUCAGACGGACGAACUCUUCGAUGACAGGAUCGUUACUACCCGAAUGCACGACGGACUCUACACCGGCGCUAAUCUCUACGAAUACACAUGGACAAACACUGAGGAGAGUCUCACCCCCGAUCAGAUCAAGCUCGCCCAAGAAGAGGAGAGGGUGGGGAAGAAGAACAUGAAGAACGAUGUCGAGCUCAAGGUGGAGCUAGGGGAGGCCGAGAUCGUCAAACGCAAGGAGGAGGAAGAGGACAUGAUCGAGAAGCUCCACGACGACGACAAAAAAGAAGAAUGAUCGGAUUCAACUUCAUGGCCUGCCGGCGGGGGAAGGAGGGAGAGACGGAGCUUAAUAAACGAUUGAUCACUCACUCUCAAUCAUUAGUAGUAACACUAAAUAAUAGCAUCUCAUCCCAGCCUACGUGGUCCCAAACGUUCUCCUACCCUCCAUUUGUUUUUGUUUUGUUUUUUCGUUUUUAAGUUGUGUUUUGUACGUUUUCCCGGAAUGAUUAUAUUGAUGUAUUAUGGUUAAUAUAUUUGCCAUAUUAUAUAUGUGUGAAUGCAUUUAAAGAUUUACGGUUUUCGUAGUGUUUUGAAUUAUUAAAAAAAAUCACUAGUACUGGAGACUGCGCUUCAUGAAAGACAACUCAUGCGAUCGUCUAAAUUAAACAGGCGUAAACACAAGUACAAUCGAGAGCUAGCCUGGAUUUGUUUAUCCUUUUCGGGUAUAAUUAAUUUUGAGAUUUGGCUCAGUACGAAUAAAUUUGAUAGGUAAUACUAUUGUUUGAGAACCUCUUAAUUAUAUCUUGAUAGUUGAUUAUGUGGGGAAAUGAAAAAGACGUCCAAACUUUUAAGCGUAAUCUACAAAUCACACACUAUGGUUCGAAAAUGAGUUCAUUUGUAAAGUCAUGAAUGAGCAUUGAGUCAUAUAUAUGCUCCAGCAUGCCCAUCAUUAAGCAUAUACCAAUACCAACAAUAUCAUUCACACGCCUACCCAAUUGCAAUGGCAACGCUAGCUAAAGAGAAAUGCUCCAGCCACCACCUAUCGCCCUCAAACCCCUAACAUUGAUAAAAAUCACUUCACGGUAGGGGUGGCUAUUUGGACCGGGAUGAGAUUAAAAAUCGGAAACCGGACCGUAUAACCCGGACCGAGACCGGACCGGGACCGGAUAGUAAACAAUCCAAUCCAAUCUUUGGGCUUAGAUUUGAGGUAAAAAACCGGAUAAAGACCGGAUAAGAGAGUUCAACACCCAAAACUUAAGGGUAAUUUGCAUAAACGGUCACAAACCUUUGCACUUAGUACAAAACUUAACCAACUCCUCACCCUUUACGGCCUUAGGCCACUCAAAUCCCACAAUCUCAAUGUAAAAUCAAGACCGAAUUGGGACCGGACCGGAUCAAAACCGGACCGGAUCAAGACCGGACUGUAUCCAAUCCAAUCUUCGGUCCUUAUAUUUUCAAAAAGACCAGACUGGACCGGAUCAAUUUGGGCCAAUUUAACCGGACCGGACCGUAUAGCCACCCCUACUUCGCGGGUUCGCAGUCGGAGAGCGAAAUCUUUGAGUUGCGCACAUAGGUUGUAUUUACAAUACUGGAUGAACCUUUUUUUUUAUUGCCUCAGUUUGUCAUCAAAGAAGUGUAACUCAUUUGUACUAAUAUUUUUGGUAAGUGGAUGAAUCGCGCACCAGAACUAAGGGCUGUUAUUUUACACUCGGAGAAGCUCGGCGAGAAUGCCCUUCUGAGGCGCACAAGAUGAGUUUCAUGUAGCCUAUCACUAGAUUGUAAUAACAAAUAAUAUUUGUAAUAACAGUUUCUUGUAGCCUAUCACUAGAUUGUAGACCAAUUGGCAAAUAGCUGAGCUAACUGAGGCUGCUCAGUUCUUGCUUUGUUGGAGGUCAGCAGUUCGGCCCUUAUACAUAUCCAAUCUUGGUGGGAGGUAAACAACCCACACAUCUGCCUUAUUAAUUUUCGCACAAAAAAUAGCCGUCUCUCCAGCCCCUCUAAAAACACAACAAAAAAUAGCAGAAACACGAGCAAUAGAGUGUUCAAAUAGUU